Molecule: messenger RNA, 3660 nt
Organism: Salvelinus sp. IW2-2015
Lineage: Eukaryota; Metazoa; Chordata; Actinopteri; Salmoniformes; Salmonidae
Product: sodium/calcium exchanger 1-like
Biological process (GO): cell communication; calcium ion import across plasma membrane; sodium ion transmembrane transport
Cellular component (GO): sarcolemma; axon; postsynapse
Molecular function (GO): calcium:sodium antiporter activity
Source: RefSeq, a predicted model, not a curated record
UCCGCUAUUUCUAAAUUUAAUCUGAAUAGGACAAUAUCCAAGCGGGAGAGCUGUGGGAAAGAGCCUACCCUGGAGUUUGUCCGCCUCCACCGAAGCAGCCCGAGUUCUAAACUCAGGUUGGACUAGGUCUCGGUCUGUCUGUGCGCGGAGCUCUGUGGCCAGAGAGAGAGAGAGAGAGAGAGAGAGAGAGAGGGAGAGGGAGAAUGAGGAAGAACUCUCAGGGCACCUUUUUGUCCUCCGAUAUGCAGAUUUUCUGAUAAAGCAUCAGUUAUCUGAUCAUCUCAUACAGGUCGUGGAAAACUGCGAGUGUAUGGGAAUCUUUAACUAUUUUUUCUUCACCUAGGUAUCUCGCCUUGAUCUCCUAUAUAACCCAAGACGAAUGUGAGCUGUAAUAGGCUACUUACUACUGACGGCUCUUGCAGCUCUCUAUUGGCAUUUUCACGUCUAGGCUAGGCUACAACAACUACUAUUGCUGACUUAUUCUGCCUGUGGAUCUUGCAGUUGCGUCUUAGAAAAGGUUUAGGAAGCAGAGGAAGUGAACCACUCCAGAAUCAUGGGACACUUUCAGAUCUCCCCCAUUCUCUCCCUUGGCCUUCGGUUCGUGGUUGUCGUAGCGAUCCUGUUCCUCAAAUUCCAACAUGUGACGGCUAUGUCCUCGGAUGUGGACUUGGAUCAGUUUGUGUCUCCUACUGCCAGCAGCAACAUUACUGUGUGCACUACAGCAGGCACAGCAUGCGAAAAAGGGGUGAUUCUGCCUAUCUGGGAACCUCAGAAUCCCUCGUUCGGGGACAAAGUGGCACGGGCGACAGUCUACUUCGUGGCCCUGGUGUACAUGUUCCUCGGUGUAUCCAUCAUUGCUGACCGUUUCAUGGCAUCCAUCGAGGUCAUCACCUCUCAGGAGAAAGAGAUCACUAUUAAGAGACCCAACGGAGAGACCACCACCACCACCGUGCGGAUCUGGAACGAGACCGUGUCCAACCUCACGCUUAUGGCCCUGGGUUCUAGUGCCCCUGAGAUCCUACUGUCCGUCAUUGAGGUUUGUGGACAUGGUUUUCAUGCUGGAGCCUUGGGCCCCAGCACCAUCGUGGGCAGCGCCGCCUUCAACAUGUUUGUCAUCAUCGGCAUCUGUGUGUGGGUGGUGCCCGACGGGGAGGUCCGUAAGGUCAAGCACCUGCGCGUCUUCUUCGUCACAGCCACCUGGAGCAUCUUCGCCUACAUAUGGCUCUACCUGAUCCUGGCUGUCAUCUCCCCUGGCAUAGUGCAGGUAUGGGAGGGCCUGCUCACCCUCUUCUUCUUCCCCAUCUGUGUGUUGUUCGCCUGGGUCGCUGACCGACGCCUGCUCUUCUACAAGUACGUCUACAAGCGCUACCGUACCGGCAAGCAGCGGGGCAUGAUCAUUGAGACCGAGGGYGACCGCCCGCUCCCGUCCAAAGUYGACAUYGAGAUGGAYGGRAAGAUGCUCAACUCUCACGCGGYGGACUUCCURGACGGGCCUCUGGGGCUGGASCURAACGUGAAGGACCUGGAUGARGAGGAGACCCGGCGCGACAUGGCCAAGAUCCUCAAGGAGCUGAAGCAGAAGCACCCAGAYAAGGAGRUGGAGCAGCUGAUUGAACUGGCCAACUACCAGGURUUGAGUUCGCAGCAGAAGAGCAGGGCCUUCUACCGCUGCCAGGCCACCAGGCUCAUGACCGGCGCUGGGAACAUCCUGAAGAAGCAUGCAGCCGACCAGGCCCGCAAGGCCAUCAGCUUGCACGAGGUCCGCUCUGAUGUGGCUGAUAACGACCCCGUCUCCAAGAUCUACUUUGACCCCGGCUCCUACCAGUGCCUGGAGAACUGCGGCACAGUGGCAGUGAACGUGCUACGCCGAGGUGGCGACCUGACCAAGACUGUGUCGGUGGAAUUCCGUACGGAGGAUGGAUCAGCCAACGCGGGCUCGGACUACGAAUUUACCGAAGGGGUGGUGGUGUUCAAGCCCGGAGAGACCCAGAAAGAGAUCCGCGUGGGUAUUAUCGAUGAUGACAUCUUUGAGGAGGACGAGAACUUCCUGAUCCAUCUGAGCAAUGUCAAAGUGCUGCUGGCAGAGGGGGAGGAGGUAGAGAACCCAGAGACCAAUCAUGUGGAGGCGGUGGCCUGUCUCGGUCUGCCCGCCACGGCAACCGUGACCAUCUUUGACGACGACCACGCCGGCAUCUUCACGUUCGAGGAGCCGGUGGCGCACGUGAGUGAGAGCGUGGGUACCAUGGAGGUGAAGGUGCUGCGUACAUCGGGGGCACGUGGGGUCGUCAUGGUGCCCUACAAGACUGUGGAGGGCACAGCACGCGGAGGUGGAGAGGAUUUUGAAGAUACUCACGGGGUCUUGGAGUUCCAGAAUGAUGAAAUCUUCAAAUGUAUAAAGGUCAGAAUCAUUGACGACGAGGAGUACGAGAAAAACAAGACCUUCUACGUGGAGAUGGGAGAGCCUCGCCUGAUGGAGACCAAUGACAGUAAAGCUACAGAGGUGGCUGAGAAGGAGGUGGAAGAGGUGGUGCCGCUAACAGGAGAGGAUGAUGAGGAGCAACGCAUCGCUGAUAUGGGUCGACCCACGCUUGGGGAUCACGUCAAACUUGAAAUCAUCAUCGAGGAAUCCUAUGAGUUUAAGAACACUGUGGACAAGCUGAUUAAGAAGACUAACCUGGCCCUGCUGGUGGGGACUAACAGCUGGAGAGACCAGUUCAUCGAGGCCAUCACUGUCAGCGCCGGUGAGUGGGAUGACGAUGAUGAGUGCGGUGAGGAGAAGCUGCCGUCCUGCUUCGACUACGUCAUGCACUUCCUCACCGUCUUCUGGAAGGUUCUGUUUGCGUUCGUGCCCCCGACAGACUACUGGAACGGCUGGGCCUGCUUCGUGGUGUCCAUCUGUAUGAUCGGCCUGCUCACAGCCUUCAUCGGGGACCUGGCCUCCCACUUCGGCUGCACCGUGGGCCUCAAGGACUCUGUCACCGCCGUGGUGUUUGUGGCCCUGGGGACCUCCGUGCCAGACACCUUUGCCAGUAAGGUGGCAGCCAUCCAGGACCAGUAUGCUGAUGCAUCCAUCGGCAACGUGACGGGCAGCAACGCGGUCAACGUGUUCCUGGGCAUCGGCGUGGCCUGGUCCAUCGCCGCCAUCUACCACAACUCCAAGGGCAACGACUUCAAGGUAGACCCGGGGAGCCUGGCCUUCUCCGUCACCCUCUUCACCAUCUUUGCGUUCAUCUGUGUCGGAGUGCUGAUGUACCGGCGGCGGCCUUCGAUCGGCGGCGAGCUGGGAGGUCCGCGGACUCCCAAGAUACUGACCACCAUGCUGUUUGUCAGCCUGUGGCUGCUGUACAUUCUGUUCUCCUCACUGGAGGUCUACUGCCAUUUCAAGGCCUUCUAAACAGCUACAAACUUAAGAACGCCCUAGAAGAGCUAACCGCAGACAAGGAGGCAACAGCAACAGUGAAAAAAGUUUUUCUCUUGUCGUUAAUAACCCCGACCCACCCCACCAUUUCCCCCUUUUAAGAAGUGAAAGAUCCCUCCCCUAGUGCUUAAAGGAUGAGACUGGUUGUGCAGGCGAGGAGCGGCCUGUCAGCGCUGGGACAGAGACACCUCUGAAGUCUGUAGAAUGACAGUGUGCGUGUGUGUGUGUGUGUGUGUGUGUGU